AUGGAGCCCGUUGCCCCAAACACUGCCAAUUCUAUCGAUAUCGAAGUAGUCGAUGUGACAAGAGAAAAUGAUAACAAUGGAGAAGUUGCAGAAGGGAAGAUUAAAGGAGGAUGGAAAACUGCAUAUAUCUUGCUAGUGAAUCAAGCAUUGGCGACAUUAGCAUUCUUUGGAGUCGGAGUUAAUUUGGUUUUGUUCUUAACAAGAGUUCUUCGUCAAGACAGCGCCGAUGCUGCGAAUGCGGUUAGCAUGUGGACCGGAACCGUUUACAUAUUUUCACUCUUGGGAGCAUUUUUGAGUGAUUCUUAUUGGGGCAGAUACUUAACUUGCACUAUUUUUCAGCUCUUCUUUGUUCUGGGUUUGGGGCUAUUAUCAUUGACAUCUUGGCUGUUCUUGAUCAAACCAAUUGGUUGUGGAGACGAACAUACGAUAUGCAUGGAACCGACUUCGUGGGGAGUACGCCUGUUCUAUAUGUCGAUAUAUAUGGUUGCUUUCGGAUAUGGUGGACAUCAACCUACCUUAGCGACGUUUGGAGCGGAUCAAUUUGAUGAUAAGACUAUUAAAAACAAUAACUCUAGAGAAGCUUUCUUUAGUUACUUUUACUUUGCACUCAAUGUUGGAUCACUCUUUUCCAAUACUGUUUUGGUUUAUUACGAGGAUUCGGGUAUGUGGACGAUGGGUUUCGGUGUCUCGUUAGUGUCUGCUGUUGUAGCCUUGAUUUCGUUUUUAGCCGGACACCGAAGAUAUAGAUAUGUUCAAGCGUGUGGGAAUCCGAUCAUAAGGGUGAUUCAAGUAUUUGUCGCUACUGCGAGGAAGUGGAAGGUUCGGCCAGCCAAGGGCGGUCAACUUUACGAGGUUGAUGGCUUUGAAUCCGCCAUCAAAGGAAGCAGAAAGAUCAAGUACACCAAGGAGUUCAGAUUCAUGGACAAGGCAGCGACCCUUACGAAACAAGGGAGUGAACCUGAGAAUCCAUGGCGGCUUUGCACGGUAACUCAAGUUGAAGAAGCCAAAUGCGUGUUGAGAAUGAUUCCAGUUUGGCUCUGCACAAUUAUUUACUCGGUUGUAUUCACACAAAUGGCGUCUCUUUUCGUCGAACAAGGCGACGUGAUGAACAACGAGAUAGGAAAGUUUCAUUUGCCAGCAGCUACAAUGUCGGUGUUCGAUAUAUUCAGUGUCCUUUUAUGCACGGGACUUUACCGCAACAUCCUUGUUCCCUUGGCCGGAAAGUUAAGUGGUAAUCCCAAGGGAUUAUCAGAGCUUCAAAGAAUGGGAGUUGGCCUAAUCAUCGGAAUGUUAGCGAUGUUUGCAGCAGGCGUAACGGAGUUUGAACGGCUUAGACGAGUCACGCCCGGAGAGAAAGCUAGUUCCUUGAGUAUCUUCUGUCAAAUUCCGCAAUAUGUUCUUGUUGGUGCUUCCGAAGUUUUCAUGUAUGUUGGUCAAUUGGAGUUUUUCAACGGACAAGCCCCCGAUGGUAUAAAGAGCUUUGGGAGUUCACUUUGCAUGGCUUCCAUUUCUUUUGGAAACUACUUUAGUAGCAUAAUGGUGAAGUUGGUGAUGGUGAUGACCGCACGAGACGGAGAACCGGGAUGGAUACCAAAUAACUUAAAUGUAGGACACAUGGACAGGUUCUUCUUCCUCAUCGGAGCACUAACUGCUCUUGAUCUUGUCCUCUACGUGUUCUGCGCUCGGUGGUACAAGGGCUACGAGGUGGACGAAACUGAGGAUAUCGAAAGGCUAGAGGACAACGAGACGAUCAAUAGAGUUUGA
Molecule: messenger RNA, 1764 nt
Organism: Vicia faba (fava bean)
Lineage: Eukaryota; Viridiplantae; Streptophyta; Magnoliopsida; Fabales; Fabaceae
Source: the annotation of a GenBank genome assembly